Messenger RNA from Uranotaenia lowii, 2549 nucleotides. RefSeq names its product ras-related protein Rab-8A-like. Bases 724 to 1350 code for a protein of 208 amino acids. Lineage: Eukaryota; Metazoa; Arthropoda; Insecta; Diptera; Culicidae. Gene Ontology annotation, cellular component: endosome; trans-Golgi network transport vesicle; synaptic vesicle. The transcript has 5 exons. Gene Ontology annotation, biological process: regulation of exocytosis; protein localization to plasma membrane; protein secretion. Gene Ontology annotation, molecular function: GTPase activity; GTP binding. The record is from RefSeq and is a predicted model, not a curated record.
AAAAAGAAGAGUCAAAUUUUGACCAUCAUCGCAUCGCAGCAGGGCCUUCUUCAUCCAGCCAAUCAGCCCAGUCACAUACAAAAAUCACAUUCGUCGCGUUUUAUGUGGAAGGCAGCCAUCAGUGAGUGGAAGAUUACCCUUAAAUCGGAGAAAGGGGAAAAUCCGUCUGGCAUUCAAUAAUUCCGUCGUUUCCGUUUCCCCGUAGAGUGUCGUGUCCGUAUUAAGUGUUCCUUUUUUGGUUCGGUAGCCCCCGGGAAUCGAUUGGGAAAACUGGCGUUUGGUUCUAUACUAGAGAGUGGUGCAGUCAGUCGAAAAUCAAACAGAAGAAAAAUCUCCAAGGCGGUGUAAUCUUUUUUUUUUCGUUCCUUUUGAGUUGGUGAUAUUGCUUGCGUUCACGGAACGAUAAUCGCAAAAAACAAAGACGUGUUGUGCAAGUUUUUCUGUUUUAUAAUUUGGUUUGUUAGUGUCGUUUAUCGAGCCAGUUGCGGGAAUCUCGGAUUACUACGGAUCAUAGUAACGGGAGUGGUCACCAGCAAGCAGCGUAGGGGUUUCUGGCUGUGUAAAAAUAGAGCAGGAGAAACCUGUCUUGUCGUCGUCGAUUGGUGUCACUGCCCUCUGAGAAAUCAGCCAUAGCAAAGAAGAGAAAGAAAACGGUGCUAGCCAUCCAUCCAUCUAUCUACAGGGGCCUGGUGAGCGAUCCUAGAGGACAAUCCACGAGCCGAAAUGGCCAAAACAUACGACUAUCUGUUCAAGCUAUUGCUGAUCGGUGAUUCCGGUGUCGGAAAGACCUGCAUCCUGUUCCGAUUCUCCGAGGAUGCCUUCAAUACGACCUUCAUCAGCACAAUCGGAAUUGAUUUCAAAAUUCGGACAAUUGAAUUGGACGGCAAGAAGAUUAAACUACAGAUCUGGGACACAGCCGGCCAGGAGCGGUUCCGAACGAUCACGACCGCCUACUAUCGGGGGGCAAUGGGCAUCAUGCUGGUCUACGACAUCACCCAGGAAAAGUCGUUCGAAAACAUCAAAAAUUGGAUCCGGAAUAUCGAGGAAAACGCCUCGGCCGACGUCGAGAAGAUGCUGCUGGGGAACAAAUGCGAGCUGAACGAGAAACGACAGGUGACCCGAGAUCGAGGGGAACAGCUAGCGGUCGAAUAUGGCAUCAAAUUCAUGGAAACGUCGGCGAAAGCGAGCAUCAAUGUGGACGAAGCAUUCUUCACCCUUGCCAGAGAUAUUAAAUGCAAAAUGGAAAAGCGAAUGGAAGCGAACAACCCGCCCAAGAGUGGCCACCAGCUGAAAGCGUCAGAACAACCCCGGAAGGCACCGAGUUGGUUAUCGAAGUGCAAUCUAUUUUGACCUUGUAAUAGUUCUAUAAAUUAUUGUAACUUUUUUAUAUAACAUACUAAAUAAUUAUAAUAACGAUUACUGUAAUAUUAUUAAAAUUAUACAAUACUUGUGUAGGAACGAAGGAAAAAAAACAGCAAAAACACUAAGUGAAAAACAGACACACAGGCAAACACGGGAAACAAAAAAAAAAGGAAAAACUCAUAAAAAAACUAUUGCAGAAACCAGUUUGAAAAUUACGGACGCCAAUUUCCAACAAUUGUUCCAACUAUUGGGACUUCGAUGUUCUGCGAUCGAACCCAAUCCACUACUACUGACGAAAACCCACUUGAUCGAAUAUUUUAGAGAGCGCAUGCAUGUAAAGGUUCAGGGAACCAACUUGAGUGAUUUCGUUUUUGUAUCUUUGUUAUUAACUUAUUCCACUAUCACACGGAGUGCGCACCGUACGCUACGAUUCACUCAUAACGAAACAAUAGAAAUAGUAAUGCGAACAGGUAAUAUGUAAAAAUCAGGUGUGAUUAGAGGUUUAAAUAAAUUUCAACACAACACACAGUAGAAACCGUAAAAAAAAUUCUUCGGUCAGAUUGAAGAAUGUCUUUGGAAUGUCAAUUUUCUAUUGUAGACGAUAACUGAGUUACCGCAAAGGCGCGUUCGUUUUCCGCUCAAAUUUCAUCCGAGAGACCUUUCCUAGAGAAGUUUCUUAACUACAUAUUCCAUUUUUUUUCCUCAUAGAACACUAUUCUUUGCUUUCUACAAACAAGAGAAAAAUACAAACAACAUGUGAUUAACUGUCCCCUGAUGAAAAAGGUUGUUUCCAUUUGUGAUUUCAUCAUUAAUCGAUUUGUCAUUUCAAGUCUAACUGCUACCUUCUUAUUAUACAUACUGGGUAGAACGAAAAAAAAAACUUCAUGCAUUAUUUGAAUGAAACAAUAGUUUUUAAAGUGAUCAGCUGCUGAUGGGUGAUGCAGACAAAAAUGUUAAAAAAAAGCCGUUUCAGGAUCCAGGGUGUAACUCGUUUAGUAGGUACUAGUUCUUCUACUACUGCUACAACCUACCUACAAGUGUCGUAUUUAUGUAAUGGUCAAAUAUGUAAAUCAACUCUAUGUGGAUGAAUAAAAAACGGCUACGGUGGACGAACGAAUAAAUAGAAUGAUAUGGAACAAGGUUUUGAAAUAAAUUAGGAAGAUUUUUCUUCUCGUGCAAAAACAGGA